UCUGGUCACACUUCGACGGCUUUUUUUUUGCAAAUUUUAUUUCCAUAAUUCUUAAGAAUUUGCAAUUGAAAACGGAAAAUAGUAGGAGUUUAUGUGCCCAAAUAGCUAACGUCCACCCAUCAACAUCGGCUCGCGCUUCAGAUGCAACUAUUGUUUUACGUAUCGCUUUCCCCGCUCCUCGAGUGAUCUGUUUCGAUUCGAUCCAAUGUCGGCGUCACAACGCGGCGGCACCAACAACAAAUGAGUUAUAUCGUUCUGAUCGCGGCCAGCUAAUAAAGUGAACGCUUCCCGGCCUCGGGACUCGAAAGCGCCGCUAACGCUGGCCAGUAUUAGUUGGCAUCAUGUCCAGUUCGGUGUUUACGGAGGCGCCCAGCGCCCGGCCGGCGGCUGUUGAUAGCGACUCCAAUCUGGUUGUGGUGUACAGUAAGAAUGGCAUCUCAUUCGACGAGCGCGCCAUCGGGAACCUCAUGGAGGAAAAAUCGAUUUCCACCAUUAGCGUGGUACGCCUCACCUCGCCGACACCUAGCAUGAUGGACCAGGAGGAGACCGAACGGUUAGAGGAGCUGGAGCGAUUCAUGGAGACGGUGACGGACUCUGAAUUCGACAGCGACAAUGGCAGUCAGAGUGACUGCGAGGAUGACGGGAGCGAUGAGGACGUGCCUGAUGAAGAGAAUCAAAACACCGGCGACGAAAACAAUUCGGACUCUACGGAAUCCGAAGUCGAUGUUCCUCGCACGCGACGACGUCCCGGGCGUAAGCCGAAAAUUGUUAAAAAGCGAAAACGCCGAAAGCCAAAGGAACGACCACAAAUUGUGGGCCUACGGGUUGAGCAAUUCUACGCGGACGGCACAGCCGACAUGGUUGUGAAGAACGCAUUAAAGCUCGCCGGCGUUUCUAUUUACAAGCGGACUGCCGAAACGGACGCCCUCUUGGAAGUUAUUCGAAACGAUCACAACUACACUCCAUUUACCACGCCGGAGCAGCUGAGGAACCACAAGAGGGCUGAGAAAAUGUCCACAGAUAUGCAGACCCAGAGUCGCAAAAUCAUCAUGCAGACGUCGGGAAGUUUGAAGCUUCUAAAUGCCAAGAAGCGAGUUCAGGCUACGCCUUUCACUCCCCUGCAGGUGAAGGUCCAGAGACUACCCACCAAGACGGCACAGCCGCCCCCUCCGCAACAGCAGCAUCUACAGUUGCAACCAAAGGUGCACGUGAUACGCAAACCCAUACAGCAGCCACUGCCUAGACCGAAACCAGAGAUUAUUGCGAACAGCAUAGUUAAUGUAAGGCCGACAAGGCCAACUCGCUGCCCCGUCAAGGUAAUUGCCCCUGUGCAGGACUUUAUCGAAGACGAUGACGAUGCCCAGAGCUCGGAUCCGGCCGAUGAGGAAAAUGCCGACAAGUCCUAUGACACUGAGGAGAUGACCGAGGACAGCGAAGACGGCCAGGACUCGGACAACGACAGGGAUAGCGACAUGGACUUCCAGAUGAGGCGCAGCGGUGGCCGCAACCCCAACAAGAAAAAGCGGGGCAGAAAAUCGGGCAGACCGGCAUCCCAAGCCAAGCCAGCAAAACUUCAGCCCCCGCCUCCCUCCACGCCUAAGGUUUUUCCCGAGGUAAAGCGACGAAAGGAGAUAGUGGAACAAAAGGCUCCUCAGAUUGGGCAAAUCAUAAACCUGCCUCCGAAAGCGCCGACUUCAGUUAUUGCCUUGGGUAGAGGUCUCCCCAGCACCUCGUUUCUUAAAUUUAGAGCCACACAUCAAGCGCUGCCCGUGCGUAAACCUCGGCUGCCAACAGUGACGGUUCCUGCCAAAGACCGCAGCUUGCCCGUUGUGCAGUUGGGACGUGUCGUAGCCAAUCCCGGAGUAUUCACUAACCAGCCGCAGGAUGUCAAAGAGAUUAUCAUCAACAAGAACAUGGCAAGCCCAAAGGGUGUGUUCACCAAUCUAAACAGUUUGCUGGGCGAAAAUCACAAUUCUAACAAAUCCUCUCCCGAGCCGGCCCGUCAUCGGGCCGUAAUGUCGCCCAGCACUCCGAAGUCUACUUUCAACAGGCAGGCGACGCAGUCAACGCCGAUUAUGGUGCCGCCCGUAACCAAUACCACGCAAGCUUCAACCCCAUCCAAGGGCUUUAUGCCCAUAGGCGUGAACACAGCCCAGUCACACAAGUUGCCUGCUCAAAUUGUGAUUGAGACGCAUCAAAGUUCCUCUGAACUAGCGGCGGAGAACGACAAGCAGUUAGAUCUUAUCAACUCCAUUGUCCAGGAUGAACUGCUGAAGACGACACUGGUGGACCAACCGCCAGCUGUAAACGCUGUCGAGGAUAUACCGAAAUUGGUGAAAAUGCUGGAAAGUACUGCGGCGGGUUUAGAUUCGGCGCCACCGCAAAACUUUGUCGCUGCAGAGAUGCAGAGUGGCGCGAAUUCCGUUGCAGAUGAUCAAAUUGACAUCAUAGAUGCGCCAGACGAAGAUGAGAUUACGGCAGAUUUCCUGCAGCAUGUGGUCGGCCUAAUCGAGGAAGACAAACAGUUUGAGGCAGAGGUGGUGAAGCAGGUUUUGGCUAGUGCCGAGCCAGGUACGCUAGACGCAAUGGUGUCGAUGCCCACACCAGUAGAGCCUGUGUCCCUGACACCAGUCCCAUCGGUUCCGGUAAGACCUCAAGCAAAUAUUUCGGUGAAUAUCGUACCUGCAGAACAUCCGAUGCCAUCCCUCCCAAUGGCAUGCAGCACACCCUCAAGAAGCUUGGCCAGCACCACCACUGCGAAAGUGGUCCGCGGAAAUGGACGCAUCAUUUACCUGCCCCCCAUGGAAGCGCCAACCACGCGUGCCAAGCGGAGAGCUCAGUUUCCAUCAGCUUCGCCCACAACAAGUACGGGGGAUCUGAGCAAUUUGUCCUUCGGUGAACCGACACUGGACACCAGCACCCAGAGCAACGAGAGCCAGAGUGCAUUUGGACCGAAAAGGCCAAACCCCAGAGAACCAUCAAUGGCCAGGCGCUCAACGGUGCCCAGGAGAUCAAAGAAGCUGAACACGAGCCAAAGCAACGAUCCAGAAGCUUCAGAAUCUCAAGAGGAUGACGAUGACCCCAACAAGCUAUGGUGUGUUUGCCGGCAGCCGCACAACAAUCGUUUCAUGAUAUGCUGCGAUCUGUGCGAGGAUUGGUUCCACGGCACAUGCGUGGGGGUGACCAAGGCCAUGGGCACCGAUAUGGAAGACAAGGGCAUCGAUUGGAAGUGUCCGAAAUGUGUUAAAAAACAGGAAGAGAAGAGUCAACCACGCAUCACCGACAUGCUGGUCUCGAGGUCAACCUUUCAAACAGAUGAGAAAUUCAAUGAUACCAAAGUUCCAGCCGAAUCUCCUCCAAAUCCCAGAAGGUUACUGCCGGUAGGGGUUCCUGUGGCUAGUUCUCCCCUGCGUAGCCCAAUGAUAAAGCCAGUAAAGAAAUUUCCAGCAGCCACGAAUCCACCCCAGCAGCAGCAGCUGAACUUCAUCAAGCUGCCGCCUGGUGACUCCAACUGUGUGCUCUGCAAGCGGCCGGCGGCUUCCAAUUCCGUUUACUGCAGCGAAGAUUGCAUACGAAAGUAUGCACAAAACGCAAUUCACGCAAACAGCUCAGUAAAAGGUCGCCCCGAUUCCCCAAUGACGAAUACUGCCAACGUUCAAUCGCCCUUGCAUCAUGCCUUGGAGGCAAAGAAGAAUAAGAAGAAGGAUCUCUUUGAGGACAUGCUGCGACAGGCGGACUCCGUGUCCAAAGUGGAACGGAUCAAUGUUUUUGAACGUAAAAGUGGGCGUAUGAUAACUGGCCAUUUGGCCCCCACCGCACUUCAGUUUCGCAAGUGGCUGCAGGAGAAUCCUACCUUCGAGGUGAUGCCCUCAGGAAUCAUUCAAUCCCCAGAUCCAGAGAAGCACCAGCUGAAGCGAGUUCCGGAUCCAUAUUCACCUGCCGUCGAGACAACAUCAGUAACAGUCACGAAAAGGCCGGUGGAAGGUGCAAUAAAGUCUCCCUUGCCGACGACAAGCACUUCGAUGGUUCGACCCCAAAUGGUGGCCAGGAAAGAAAGGGAGAAGGAGAAGCCACCAAACACCCCAAGUCGAUCCAGCGGUAAACCCGAACCCAUUAGACCCGGCAUUCGACGCUCCCUCAAGGAGCAGCUGCUGGCGCGGAUAAAGGAGGCUCAGACGGUGGAACUUGCCUCGGGCCAAGCCACAACAACGUGGCUGACAGACAUCGAGGUGGAUCAGUUCGUGCAGGACGUAGAGACUGAAAUGUUCAACUCGUUCGGACGCGACGUAGGUGCCAAGUACAAGGCGAAGUAUCGGUCGCUUAUGUUCAACAUCAAGGACCGCAAGAACCGGACCCUGUUCGAGAAGAUCUGUGCCAAGCAGGUGGAACCCAAGCAGCUGGUGCGUAUGACGCCCGAGCAGUUGGCCAGUCAAGAGCUGGCCAAGUGGCGAGAGGAGGAGAAUCGACACCAGCUGGACAUAAUCAAGAAAUCCGAACUGGAUUUACUGUCAUGUGCCCAAAACUAUGUGGUGAAGACCCACAAGGGUGAGGAGGAGGUGAUCGCCCCCAAGAUGGAUGUGUCGCUGCCCGAAGAGGAAAUCAGUCAACCAAAGCAAGUUGACAGAAAGCUAACAUCACAGAUCAGCGAAACGGACAUCUCCAUAAUGGAGCGUUCCAGCUCCCGGGAGAAGUCUGCGUCAUCCAAGGAGAAGCGCCACAAGAGCCACAAGCACCAUCAUCACCGCAAAAGAAGUCGCAGUCGGUCCAGUAGCCGAGGUCGAAGCACCGAGAAGCGUCACCGCAGGCAUCAUAACGAAGCAGAGGCAGGCGGAGGAGAACGGGAGCAUCGGUCCCAGGAUAAAAACAACAAGGAAAAAGAGGUGCAUGUCCUCUCGGCCUCGCCCUUGCCCAAAAAGAAGGACGAUAUUGAUCAAACACCAGUGUCGAAGAAGACGCCGGAAAAAAAGUUGGACGCCAGUGCUUACAACCUUAUUGAUCAGAUCCUGGAGUCUGAAAAAACGGUUGAGCAGGCAGCAAAUCUGGGACAAUCCGCCAAGCCCUCACUCAAACCGCUUUCCACGCUCCCAAGCUCAUCGAAAAUCGACGAACCGAUGGACCGGUACUCCCGCUAUAUAAAAGGUCUAACCACCAGCAAGCUAUGGUCCGGGAAUCUAAAGAUGAUUGACGUGACCGACUUUGAAGUGGUCAUGCACCCUGUUCUUGGCGACAACCAGAACCUUGGCAACCUGCUACCGAUCCAACUGAACGUGAUCGGACGCAUUACCCGCGUCAAUGUCUGGGACUACAUCAAGAAGUUAAAGAAGAGUCGUUCCAAAGAGGUGGUCAUCGUGCAUAUACUACCCUCUUCACCGAGCGAGACUUCCAAAUUUGAUCUGUUCUUCGACUACCUUGACUCGCGACAGCGACUAGGAGUCCUUGGAGUAGAUUCAGAUCAGAUUCGAGACUUCUAUAUCUUUCCGUUGGGCUCUAGCGACGAAUUGCCGCCAGCUCUGUUGCCAACGGAUCGUGUGCCCUUCUACGAGGAUGCCCAGAGACCAAACACGUUCCUGGGGAUCAUUGUACGUUGCCUAAGCAAGCGACCUACCCCGCCUCUGCCAUCUUUGCCAUUGCCCCAGCCAGGGUCGACGGCCAACACAAGCAGCAAGUUGUCGAAGAAGUCCCGCAACCCACUUACGUUUACGCCUCCAAGUAGCCCCAAACGGAAAGCAAGCACACACUCCACCAGCUCGAAGGAUGAUGAGUUCGAUAUUGACGCCAUUAUCAAGGCGCCGAUUGCCAAGCUUCAGAGGAGUGUCCCGAAAAUUGUGGCCACGCAACCAGUGAAGGAUGACUCCAAUGAGCCCUACUCUCCCGGCGGCUCCGACGACGACGAAUUCACGCCGGUUGCUCCUCCAAGAAUCUCCAAUGAUCUGGAGCGGCAAGUGGAUGAAAUCAAUAAACAAAUUGCCGCGCAACAAAUGGAAAUCGCAGGCCUGCUGCAGCCUUCAGUUUCAGCGUCCUCAUCGAAUGCAGUUUUAGCCAGCAUAUCGAUACCCGCCAAUCUAUCCAAGAUCCUGGCCAGUAUCAAGGACAAGAGAGACACAUCGGCCGGUGUUGACGACGGGGAUGAUGAAUACAAUCCUGAGGACGCCAUCACCACGAGCAGUUCAUUUCCACCAACAGCGAAGUCGAGUAGCAAAGGCCGUUUGGCGCAUCUAAGUGAAGCUGAGCUUCUUAGCAUGGUGCCGGACAAUCUGGCAGGCGUGAUGCCCAGUACAUCGAAGAUCCGUCACUCGCUGCCGCCGCCGCCACCUCCGCCUCCGGGUGUGUAGGAAGCCAGCCACACGAAAGUAGACUCUAACUAACCCGCGCGCCAACUCUUUACUAGUUAUUAGUUUCGGAAUGAAAUUCACAACGCCUCUUGAUUUGAAAACGUCCCUCGCCGCCUCCCAUUGUGUACAUUCUCGUCCUGCGAAUUCGAUACCAUCUCUGUAUUAUAUCUGGCAAUCGGAACAAUUUAGUUUUCAGUCCCUUCUCCCCAAGCCAAAAUCACGCCACACCGCCCUCUUUGAUUCAUAUUUUGUUCGCAUUGCAAUGCAAGUUAGGAAUCAGUUUUCAAAUUACAUAUUAACUCGUGUACAUUUCCUUGAAAAUAAAAAGUGCUACGUAACAUUUGUUUUAGGGAUACGUGAA
This is a messenger RNA of Drosophila serrata, 6693 nucleotides long. RefSeq names its product protein partner of snf (gene pps). The record is from RefSeq and is a predicted model, not a curated record. NCBI's taxonomy places the organism in Eukaryota, Metazoa, Arthropoda, Insecta, Diptera, Drosophilidae. Gene Ontology annotation, cellular component: nucleus. Gene Ontology annotation, molecular function: protein binding. Gene Ontology annotation, biological process: DNA-templated transcription.